AUUAAGCAAUUUAUUAUAGUCUAACUAAAAAGGAUUUGCAAGAGUUCUCGCGGCAGUUGUCGUGGCCGAGUGGUUAAGGCGAUGGACUAGAAAUCUGUUAUUUUCUUCCCGCGCAGGUUCGAAUCCUGCGGAGAACGGUGAAAAAAAUUGUCCGUUCCUGUCGAAGUCUACAAUACUCGAAUUUCAUGUGAAGCUCUUUGACCACAUGAGGGCGCCCUCCACUUUCACGUAUCAGGUUCGAAUCCUGCCGAGAACGUUGAAAAAAAUUGUCCGUUCCUGUCGAAGUCUACAAUACUCGAAUUUCAUGUGAAGCUCUUUGACCACAUGAGGGCGCCCUCCACUUUCACGUAUCAGGUUCGAAUCCUGCCGAGAACGUUGAAAAAAAUUGUCCGUUCCUGUCGAAGUCUACAAUACUCGAAUUUCAUGUGAAGCUCUUUGACCACAUGAGGGCGCCCUCCACUUUCACGUAUCAGGACCCAGCAGGCAUCUUUGAGCUGGUGGAGUUGGUAGGCAAUGGAACCUACGGACAGGUGUACAAGGGUCGUCAUGUCAAGACAGGGCAACUUGCAGCCAUCAAGGUCAUGGAUGUCACCGGGGAUGAGGAAGAGGAGAUUAAAGGAGAGAUCAACAUGUUGAAGAAGUACAGCCACCAUCGGAACAUCGCUACCUACUACGGUGCCUUCGUCAAGAAGAACCCUCCUGGCAUCGACGACCAGCUAUGGUUGGUGAUGGAGUUCUGUGGGGCGGGCUCAAUAACAGAUCUGAUUAAGAACACCAAGGGUAACUCUCUGAAAGAGGAGUGGACUGCCUACGUCUGCAGAGAGAUCCUCAGGGGUCUGACCCAUCUCCACCAGCACAAGGUCAUCCACAGAGACAUCAAGGGUCAGAACGUGCUGCUGACAGAGAACGCAGAGGUCAAACUGGUGGACUUUGGUGUGAGUGCCCAGCUGGACCGGACGGUGGGGAAAAGGAACACCUUCAUCGGGACUCCCUAUUGGAUGGCUCCUGAGGUCAUCGCCUGCGAUGAGAACCCUGAGGCCACCUACGACUUUAAGAGUGACCUGUGGUCUCUGGGUAUAACAGCUAUAGAAAUGGCAGAAGGAGCCCCUCCACUUUGUGACAUGCACCCAAUGAGAGCUCUCUUCCUCAUCCCACGAAACCCCGCCCCCAGACUCAAGUCCAAGAAGUGGUCUAAGAAGUUCCAGUCCUUCAUUGAGAGUUGCUUGGUGAAGAGUCAUGGUCAGAGACCCAGCACAGAGCAGCUGUUGAAGCACCCCUUCAUCAGAGAGCUGCCCAACGAACGCCAGAUCCGCAUCCAGCUGAAGGACCACAUCGACAGAACCAAGAAGAAACGUGGGGAGAGGGAUGAGACAGAAUAUGAGUACAGUGGGAGUGAAGAGGAGGAAGAGGAGCGAGACGUGGGGGAGCCAAGCUCCAUCAUCAACAUCCCCGGUGAGUCGACGUUAAGGCGGGACUUCCUGCGUCUGCAGCUGGCCAAUAAGGAACGCUCUGAGGCUCUGAGGCGGCAGCAGUUGGAACAACAGCAGAACGAGGAACACAAGCGCCUCCUACUGGCCGAACGACAGAAACGCAUAGAGGAGCAGAAAGAACAGAGGAGGAGACUGGAGGAGCAACAGCGUAGGGAGCGUGAGUUGAGGAAGCAGCAGGAGAGAGAACAGAGAAGACGCUAUGAAGAGAUGGAACAACUACGGAGAGAUGAGGAGAGGAGGCACGCAGAGAGAGAACAGGAGUAUAUCCGUAGACAGCUGGAGGAGGAACAGAGACAGUUAGAGAUUCUACAGCAACAGCUUCUACAGGAACAGGCCCUACUGCUGGAGUAUAAGCGUAAGCAGAUUGAGGAACAACGUCAAGCCGAGAGACUACAGAGACAGUUACAACAGGAGAGAGCCUACCUGGUGUCUCUACAACAACAGCAGCAACAACAACAACAAAACCAAGAUGGCCGACCAGGCGAGAAGAAACCGUUGUAUCACUAUAAAGACUCAGCUAGUCCUACUGACAAACCUGCAUGGGCUAAAGAGGUCCUGAAGCAGCAGACACACCCCCAGAGCCACUCACCCCGCCCAUUCCUCAGACAAAGCCACUCCUUCAACCAACCUUCAUACUCCAUUCCCUCCCACGCCAACCUCCCUCGCCGAGCCCCCUCCAACCCCACCCCUCCCCCUCACAUCCGUAUCUCCCUGGAGACCAGGGAUCUAGUAGAUCCCGUUGUGAAACAGGAGAUCAAGCAGCAGGUUAGAGAGAUGAGAGCUCAGAAAGCCGGUCAGAGGGUGUUAAGACAGAAAGAAAGAAUACGCAAUACCAGAGCCAACCACCAGGGGGUAGUACAACACAACAACCGGGGGCCAAUAGGGCCUAGCCCAGCCGGUCAGAAGGCUGGUCAGCAAGACCAAGGACGCAGUCCCAGACCUAAACACCAAGGGCCACAACACAACCCCAACCAGGGGCCACAGCAUAAUGGGAAGGGACAACAGGCUGGCUUUAACCGAGGCCCCAGCCCUAACCCCAACCAAUCCCGAAAAGAGAGCCCCAUCUCUAAUCCCCAAGCCCCUAACCAAGAGGCUCUCAAUGGGCCAGUCUGGGCACCCUGCUCCAGCCCCAACCAGGGACAUAACCUGGGGGUAAAAGACCAGGUGCAGAUAUUGGUGGAGGAGCGCUCCAAGCUGAACAGACAGAGUUCUCCGGCGCUGCAGCAUAAGGCCGUCUCCAGCCGGGUCUCUGAGGCCUCCCUGCCUCCUCGCUCCGAGUCCUUCAGCACUGCAGGGAUGCAGCCGGCCCGCACCCCACCAACACACCGCCCAGUUGAACCACAGAUGGCUCACCUGAUUCCAGUGAAGACCAUGACAGGCUCUCAGUCUCUGCAGGAGAGCACAGGAGGAGAGGCGGGGGGGAUGAGGAGGAGAGGGGAGGAGGGGGGCGGCAUGCCCCCCCGUCAGAACUCUGACCCCACCUCUGACUCUAACCCCGCCCCUCCACCUCGUACCACUAGCCGAGAGGACGAUGAGCUUCCUCCUAAGGUCCCUCAGAGAACCACCUCCAUCUCCCCAGCCCUGAUGAGGAAAAACUCCCCCAACGGACAGGGACUCAUACGAGACAGUAAUCCAGACCUGAGAGCAUCAGAGUUGUGUCUGGAUACUGCUCUACAGAGGUCCUCUCACUCCUCCUCCUCAUCCUCACCUUCGUCACAGAGAGAUCCACCAGUCCAGGAGACCUCCCCCCCAGCAGAAGCCAAUCAGGAGGUCAGGAUCAGACCGGAGGAGGGGCGAGACUCAGGCAGACCCAGCAGACCUGCCAGCUAUAAGAAAGCCAUAGAUGAGGACCUAAGUGCGCUGGCUAAGGAGCUGAGAGAGUUGAGGGUAGAGGAGAGCAGUAGACCUCCAGUGAAGGUGAGAAAGGUGACAGACUACUCAUCCUCGAGUGAGGAGCGGUCAGAGAGCAGUGACGAGGACGGAGAGACGGGGCAAGAUGGGACGGUGGCUGUCAUGCCGCAGCAGGGUGAAGCAUAUGGAGGUUUGACUGAAGAACCUCUGGCAGGCUCCUUCAACACAACACAGGACAGCACUCUGAUCAUGACAGAGGCGGAGGAGAGGAGGAGGGCACCAGGCCAUGGUGAGAGUAACGGGUUCCAUAGCAACCAUCACGGCAGCGGUAACCAAGGCAAUCUCCCUGACCUGGUCCAGCAGAGCUCCUCCUCUUCACCCUCAACCCUGGAUGCACUGAAAGAGCAAUUUGGAUCUAAAGCCUCCUUCUCCCCAUUCGGUGACCCACGGUCCUAUCAGACCUCCCCUACUGAAGAUGAGGAAGAGAGCUCAGCUGGUCUGUUCACCAGUGAGUUGCUGCAUCAGGAGCAGGCCAGACUAGCCGAGGCCAGAAAGAUCAGCGUGGUCAACGUGAACCCAACCAACAUACGACCUCACAGUGACACGCCUGAGAUACGCAAAUACAAGAAGCGCUUCAACUCUGAGAUACUGUGUGCUGCUCUCUGGGGUGUGAACCUGCUGGUGGGGACAGAGAAUGGUUUGAUGUUGCUUGACCGUAGCGGUCAGGGGAAGGUCUAUAACCUGAUAACCAGGAGACGCUUCCUACAGAUGGAUGUCCUGGAGGGACUUAAUGUCCUGGUUACUAUAUCAGGGAAGAAGAAUAAGUUGCGUGUGUACUACCUGUCCUGGCUGAGGAACAGGAUACUCCACAACGACCCAGAGGUGGAGAAGAAGCAGGGCUGGGUCACUGUAGGAGAGCUGGAGGGCUGCGUACACUACAAAGUCGUAAAGUACGAGAGGAUCAAGUUCCUGGUGAUCGCUCAGAAGAACGCAGUGGAGAUCUAUGCCUGGGCCCCCAAACCCUACCACAAGUUCAUGGCCUUCAAGUCGUUCACUGACCUGCAGCACCGCCCCCAGCUGGUUGACCUGACGGUGGAGGAGGGGCAGAGGUUAAAGGUCAUCUACGGCUCCAGCCUGGGCUUCCAUGUCAUCGAUGUCGACUCUGGCAACCCUUACGACAUCUACGUCCCCUCACAUAUUCAGACCCAGGUGACUCCCCAUGCCAUCGUGAUUCUUCCUAAGACAGACGGGAUGGAGAUGUUGUUGUGUUAUGAAGAUGAGGGAGUGUACGUCAAUACCUACGGACGCAUCACUAAAGACGUCGUGCUGCAGUGGGGAGAGAUGCCUACUUCUGUUGCCUAUAUCCACUCUAGCCAGAUCAUGGGCUGGGGGGAGAAGGCCAUAGAGAUCAGGUCUGUGGAGACGGGACACCUGGACGGGGUCUUCAUGCACAAGAGAGCCCAGAGACUCAAGUUCCUGUGUGAGAGGAACGACAAGGUGUUCUUUGCGUCGGUGAGGUCUGGAGGCAGCAGUCAGGUCUUCUUCAUGACCCUCAACCGUAGCUCCAUGAUGAACUGGUGAAACUAACUCCUCCCACCAUCUUCCCAUUGGCCUGCUCAGCUGUCCAUCACAGGCCAAAGCUAAUUUCAUAAGCCAAUUAAAACAAUGGACCAAGAGAAUCAAAUCGCACCCUGAAUCAAACAAGUGGAUUGAAAAAUAGGAGAGUCCAACACUGAAUCGAACUGAGAGAAACAAACACUGAAUGAAUCGAACGCUGAGAGAAUCAAAUAUCAAAUCAGUGUGAAAGAAUUGAAUUGUAAAUGAAUCAAGCUCUGAGAGAAUCAAACUUAAAGACAUUGAAACACUGAGAGACUACAACACUGUAACAGACUUAAAGGACUAUAAAGAAUGAAAUAAUAAGAAGAUACAUGACUAUUAAGACGAGGAGUCUGAAGGUAGAGGAGUGUUUGGAUCAACGGGGGCGCUGGUUUUCCGGUUUUCCAAGAUCUCGACUACCAUCUGUGGAGACGAACCGGUACUUCCGGAUCCUAAUCUUUCUUUCUCUCCUCCACUUCACCUUUCACUUCCCCUCUUUCUCCGCCACUCCACCCCUCUUCUCUAAAAUAUCGGCUAUGUCCCUUUAAAACAAAUUCACAGCCUCUGUCUCCCUCCUCUUCUCCAUUCCUCCUUCCCUCUUCUCCUCCUACCCCUCUCUCCACUCUAAAGUCUUUCCUCUUCUCCUCCUACCCCUCUCUCCACUCUAAAGUCUUUCCUCUUCUCCUCCUACCCCUCUCUCCACUCUAAAGUCUUUCCUCUUCUCCUCCUACCCCUCUCUCCACUCUAAAGUCUUUCCUCUUCUCCUCCUACCCCUCUCUCCACUCUAAAGUCUUUCCUCUUCUCCUCCUACCCCUCUCUCCACUCUAAAGUCUUUCCUCUUCUCCUCCUACCCCUCUCUCCACUCUAAAGUCUCAAUUCUCAAGGUGCUGCAUCAGAUAAACUGUAAUGUUAUAACAACAAAAAAGAAUAACAACAUUCUGCUGUUUACUAGAAAUAUGCUUUCAUUCUGUCUUUUAAAUAACACAUUGUUCAAGUUUUGUUUCUUGUUUAUUUAGGUAGUUUAAAAUUACUUUUGAAUUGCAAUGUUAAGAGCUUGAUAACUUGCACAGCACAUUGCUAGUUUCUGUCGUUCAGUUCGUGUGUUUUAUUUUCUGCUGAAAUGCCAGAGAAAAACCUGAUUCAACUGAGAAUCAUUUGAGAAUUGUCUGAGAAUGAACCACUCUGUGUCUGUCUGUCUUAUAUGUCUCUGCGUGUAAAGAAUUAUUGUGUAAAGCUGUCUCCCACCUGAUUGGUCUGGUCUGAUUGUGACUCCUUCCUGUUUGUACAGUGCCUAGCAUGAUGAAACCAACUGAUUUAUCUACCGUUGUUUUGUUCACUCUUUUCUGUUGGUUUACCAUUUUAUUUUAACACUUUGAUAGCAUCUUAUGUCCUUAGAUUAAACAUGAUCAUUUCAUCUAAAACACAACUUAAUUUAUAUUUAAAAAAAAAAUGUUUAAGAGCUUUUAUGAAAUACAUUAGCAUACCUGAAAACAAAGAUGAGAACAUCUGAAGCUGUUGUCCUUAAUGCCAUGCUGUAGAACUCCAUUACCCAUAAUGCAACAGGUCUGUAAGGUGUGUGUGUGUGAGUGUGUCAUGGAUGUGUAUUUAGUGACUACAAACACAUUCAUCCAAGAAACAUUACAUUCACCGAGACUCACUCCCUCAAAUUACAAACAAAUGUAGGGGUGACACUUUUGUCCGGAAAUUAAACUUCCAGGCUGCUCAUUUAAAUGUCAUGCUUAAAUUACUGUUAUGGAGGCAGGUUGCUUUUUAGAAUGUUAGCAAUAAAGAGCUGUGCUGAUUGAACUAGUGUGUGUGUGUGUGUGUGUGUGUGAGAGAGGUGUGGGGUGUAUCACUCUCUCAAUCUGGUGAACAGACUGCUGAUCACUACUGUUGGACUCUGUCUUUAAAAGAAAAACUCUAGACCUCUUGUUUCUGAACGACAAACUCAUCACUAGUGUUUUGGUUUCUAUGUUUUCUAAAACAGAAAAAUAAAUGAUACUAGAACAUUA
Molecule: messenger RNA, 6949 nt
Organism: Salmo salar (Atlantic salmon)
Lineage: Eukaryota; Metazoa; Chordata; Actinopteri; Salmoniformes; Salmonidae
Source: RefSeq, a predicted model, not a curated record